Molecule: messenger RNA, 1440 nt
Organism: Aethina tumida (small hive beetle)
Lineage: Eukaryota; Metazoa; Arthropoda; Insecta; Coleoptera; Nitidulidae
Product: prolactin regulatory element-binding protein
Exons: 6
Coding region: 98-1360 (420 amino acids)
Biological process (GO): protein secretion
Cellular component (GO): endoplasmic reticulum membrane
Molecular function (GO): GTPase activator activity; protein binding; guanyl-nucleotide exchange factor activity
Source: RefSeq, a predicted model, not a curated record
CUUGCAGUUGGCUGUACUAGUUUGUUGUUAUGUUGUUGAGGUUAUAUACGUGGAGCUUUUCAAUUUAUUGAAGUUUUCAUAACAUUCAAACUGAAAAAUGGCUCCCACACGUAAAAACAUAGAUCACAUCCUAGCCAGGGUUAAUUUUCCUUUGUAUACAAUACAAAUGCUGUCUAAUAGGCAUGUAAUUGUUGGUGGAGGUGGUGGUUCAUCAAAAACAGGUGUUGCAAAUGGUUUCGAAAUAUUUGAAUUGUCUCACGACGGAAAAAAAUUUAUUGCUGAAGAAGUUACAAGACAUGAAACAGGCCCAAGUGUUGUUAUGAAUUGUUCAGCAUAUAGUGAUAGUAAACGUUCGUUCUUAGUGGCAGGACAAGAAAGUCAUUGUCAACUUUACAGUGUUGAAAGUAUUCUAGUCACAGAGGAGGAUAAAGUGGAGAAUGUUGGUGAUAACCAUGAUGUUAGGGAAAGAAAACCCAAAGCAAAACAAAAGACAGAUAAUAACAAAAAUGUUAAAAAGAAACUUAAGUUUAAAAUUAAGCCUAUGGAUAGUGUACAGACUGAUUCAAUAGGACAAGAACCACUGUUACGGGUAAUGAGGAUAGGACUGAAUGGGAAAAUGUUAGCUACAGGUGGAACUGAUAACAAUAUCAGAUUAUGGAAAUUUCCAACAUUAGAACCUCUAACUACUUUAAAAGUACACAAGAAGGAAAUAGAUGACAUAGACUUCAGUCCAUAUGGUUAUACACUGAUCACUAUUGCUAAGGAUGGUAUAGCAGUAUUAUGGGACUGUCUUAAAGGCAAAGAACUUAGCAAGUUGCAGUGGAAACAACCUGAGGGUUCUAAAUAUUUAUACAAAAGAUGCAGGUUUGGCAUUGUGGAAGGAACUGAAGCAAAAGAAGUAGCACUUUUCAUGUUGGCUAAUCCAACUGGAGUUGCUGGAAAGCAGAAGUCCUAUUUGCAAUUGUGGUUGUCCCAAGAUGGGUACAAACUUAGAAGGGUGCUGCCAUUUGAUGAAAGUCUAAGUGCUCUUGCUGUCAGAGAUGACGGACGAUUUGUUGCUGUUGGAACAAUGUUCAGUGGUUCAGUAUCCAUUCAUGCAGCCUUUAGUUUACAGAAAGUUUUGAAUAUUUCUGGAGCACAUUCCAUGUUUGUUACGGGUUUGGAAUUUCUGCCUGUAUCAUCUGAUAACCAUACUGCUAGUAGUGUGGCAGAAGCAGCUGUAUUAUCAAUAUCUGUAGAUAAUCAUGUGUGUAUACACACAUUGCCAUAUAGAAAAACAAUGCCGGCUUGGAUUGGUAUCUUAAUAUUAAUUUUAACACUAUUUAUGACAUUUGUAUUUUGUUCCUAUUUAGGUAUAUAGUUUAUUGUAAAUGUAUAUUUAUUAUGUAUAUUGGUUUUUGUACAAAAUGGUCUAAACAAAUCAAUAAAUCACAGAAAAUA